AUGGCUGUUCACAUACAAAUCAUUAUUGGGCUUACCGUAAUGUGCUUUUUUGGGGUGAUCGUGCUGGUUCCGAUUUAUUCUCAAGGUGACCAAACAGAAGGAUCAAUAAUACUUAAAACAGGGAUUUCCAAUGUUUUGGAUGACGAAAGUUACUUUGUAGCAAGCAUUGUAUUCUUUAUCUUUUUUUCUCUUUUAGGGUAUAGUUUGGUAUAUAUUGUAUUGAAAACUGUUUCAAUUAAAGCUCAUCCUAAUAAUAUCAGAAAUUUUAAUUAUGUGCUAGAAAUCAGUGGACUUCCAAGGCAAGAAGCAAUUGAUAAAAUUUAUGAUAUACUAAAAUAUAAUAAAUAUAAGCCCCCUUUAUAA
Blepharisma stoltei is the source of this 363-nucleotide messenger RNA. The record is from the annotation of a GenBank genome assembly. NCBI's taxonomy places the organism in Eukaryota, Ciliophora, Heterotrichea, Heterotrichida, Blepharismidae.